Messenger RNA from Triplophysa rosa, 2981 nucleotides. It is a transcript of the gene wscd1b, whose product is annotated as WSC domain containing 1b. The coding region runs from base 1057 to 2781 and encodes 574 amino acids. The transcript has 9 exons. NCBI's taxonomy places the organism in Eukaryota, Metazoa, Chordata, Actinopteri, Cypriniformes, Nemacheilidae. The record is from RefSeq and is a predicted model, not a curated record. Gene Ontology annotation, molecular function: sulfotransferase activity.
AUAAUAUAAGCGAGAUUUAUUAACUGGGACUGCAGACACAUUUGCUCUAAAAGCGGAUAGAAAGAUGCAUAGAUUUAAAACAUGUAGACCAUCAAUGCAUCCUAAAAAUCACAGCAUCCCAAGUUAUAGUAUGCUGAAAUUUCGAAAUCCAUUACAUUAUGCAAGAGUACACUAAAAAAGAUGGGUUAUUUUCAGCAGCGUUGUGAAAAAGGGACAAACCCGGGUUGACUUAAAAAUGUUUAUAUUGACCCAACAACGGGUACCCAGCAUAAGUUACAAAAUCCCUUCUUGACCCAACACAGUGUUGAAAAUAACCCUGCAUUUUUUAAAGUGUAACAAAACAGUAUAUACUUGUACUUGGCCAACAUUAUUUGAUAAUAAGAUUUAGCUAAAAAUCCCAGUAAGACAUAAAAAACGUGUGACAACCUGCCCCAACUUAACAUUUAUAAAGAAAAUGCACUAGAGAACCCGAGAACAAAGUUUCAAUUUUAAAAUCUUUUAACCUUUCAGGUUAAAUAUCCACAUUAGAGUUAAGAGACAGUGCUCUUGUGUCUAACAGGACCUACGCCUGUAAUGAACUCUAAUGGCAUCACGAGUACAGUCCGUGUUUUACACGUUGCCUGGGAACAACAGCUCCCGUUUUAUUCACCACGACCCGCUCGUUUCAUCCCACCGAGUUUAACGGGAACGACAGAUACCGAAAGUCACACAACAUGGAGGAAGAGUGCACAACUUUACCAGUUUAAACAACAUCUCUGAUAAUCGACAAGAAACAUCCAACAGCGGGAAGUGAGCAUUUCACGCGAGGAAUCAUUGGACUCAAGCGCGGAGCUUUUAAGCUGGAAACAUCCGUGAACAUCUGAUCUGAGACACAACAUCAAAUAACACUGAGGGCUGCUGCUCUCCAGUAAACACUCAGUGAUGCUGUAGACGCCAAGAUUAAAAACACUUCUCAAGGAUGAAGAUCAGAGCCUCCAAAAUAAACAUUCUUGUAUCUAUUUGCUUUGUAUACCGAGUCUUGAUCAGUCCUGCGGUCUAAACUGGUACAAAGGUAGGAUGGCCAAAGCAUUCCACAGACUACUGAACUUCUUAAGGCGGGCACAGUUGCUCCUCCUUUUCCUGGGCGUGGCUUACAUCAUGGCAGGAAGUGUUUUAAUGUUUCAACGCUAUAGUUUUUCAUCACUUCAGAGAGAAACGGAUAGCAUCACGAUCCCCUCUCUACCCGCACCGCCAAGAGCUCAGGAGGAUCCUGCUGUCAGAUGGUUUUACAGGAGGAAUGGUGCCAGACUUAUGCUGGAUGUGGAGAACCAACCUGUUGAUCUGUCAGGUAGCAGAUCAGCCCAGAAACACCUCAGAUCUCACAGUUUGGAAAGCAGAUAUCAGAGACGCCGCUGGUUCCACGGAAAUACAGACGAACAGCAAAGACCUCCUGAACGUAAUCUGUUACAUAAGAAAAACAGACAUAAAGGGACCUACAUUGGAUGUUUCAUAAACAACGAAACGGAGCAUGCACUUGGAGGCAUCGUUCUUUACGACUUCCGUAAAAUGACCAGCGCCUUGUGUCAGGACACCUGCUCGGAGAGUGGAUUCCGGUAUGCAGGGCUGGAAUAUGGAGCGGAGUGUCACUGUGGCAACAGAGUCUGUGGCCGUCGGGCUCGGGGAGAGGAAUGUAAUCUGGAUUGUCGGGGAGAAAAGGGAUCCCCCUGUGGAGGAGUGGGACGCCUGUCUGUCUACAGAGCUGAGGAUCGGCUUCCUGGUCAGAGAAAAUACAGAACUGUGCACUACCACGGAUGUUUCAAGAAGCCAAAGAACUCGACUGACGACGUCCUCAACCAGACCUCUGGGCUCACACACACCCCUCAAGAGUGUAUAGAGAUCUGCACAGAACAGGAGCUGCCAUUGGCUUUUUUAAGAGGGCAGGACUGUUUCUGCGGCCACGCCCCUUUUGUCUUUACACUGCAGAGGAGUGGACAGCAACACACAUGUGGGAGGGGCAACCAAACCACCCACACCACCCCACAUGACCUCAACUACCUCCAGGUGUACAGUACGCCUGUUUUAGAUGCAAAAUGCAAAGAAAGAACCUUUCUGCCCCAGAGGUCCAGCACUCUUGUGGCCCUGUCCAGCUUUCCAGGGGCAGGAAACACCUGGCUGCGACACCUGAUCGAGUCGGCCACUGGAUUCUACACUGGCAGUUAUUACUUUGACGGAUCGCUUUAUAACAAAGGUUUUAAAGGUGAGAAAGAUCACUGGCAGAGUGGAAGAGUCCUUUGCGUCAAGACUCACGAGAGCGGCCAGCGGGAGAUUGAAAUGUUUGACUCUGCCAUCCUGCUGAUGCGAAACCCCUAUCGCUCGCUCAUGGCCGAGUUUAACCGCAAGUGUGCCGGACACCUGGGCUACGCUUCAGACGUUCACUGGAGGAGCAAAGAGUGGUUGGAGUUUGUGGACAGUUAUUCCUCCUGGUGGGUGUCUCACGCUCUGGCUUGGUUGAAGUUCGCCCGUCGCCUGCUGGUGGUCCACUUUGAGAAUCUUCAGAAAGAUCUUGUUCCACAGUUUAAGACCAUCACUGCUUUCCUGAACAUCAGCAUUCCCGAGGAAAGACUUCUCUGCACGGAAAGCAACAGAGAUGGACAUUUUAAACGCUCUGGAUCUCAUAUUCUGACCUUUGAACCCUUUACCUCUGAAAUGAGAGAACGUAUAGAUAAAUACAUCCAAACUGUUGAUAAAGCUCUCAGUGACAGAAACCUCAGUGGACUACCACAAGAGUACAUGCACAGAUGAGAUUACAUGAACACAGCUACUGCCCCCUACUGGAGUGGAUGAAGCGGACCCACAAAGUGCCUCAAAUGACGUUUCUAAAAACUUUAAAAACUCGUUUUUGGUUUGUCUUAUACUUUUGUUUAGUUGUCGAAUUUGACAUUUUACUGGACGACAGGAAUUUAUGUUUAGUUUGUAGAUUUUUUCAAUAAACUAAUUCAAUU